UCUUGCAGGCCUGAGGUCCUGGUGAGGGGCUGGUCUCAAGGAGACACCCAGGGUGGGGAGGGGAAGGGGAAGAAAGGACACCUGGGCUCCAGAGCAAGAAGCAGGCACUGGAGUGGUCAGCCCUUCACAACUGAAGUGAGCUGAGCAGAGGGCUCUGGUCAGGCCCCGGGGGCCAAUGGCAGGCAGAUGGCUGGAUCUGCGAGGGGCACCUGGCUUCCUGUGUGUGCCUCUGAUGCUGGAGAUGGCAUCUGGGGCCAGAGGCCCAGCCGCAGAAGCCCACGAGCACAUCCAGUUUUCGGCUGGAAGUGUCCGCCAGACCGCCAUGGCAGAUUGUCGAGCUGUGUGUGGCCUGAACACUUCUGACCGCUGCAACUUCGUCAGGAUGAACCCCGACUGCCACAGUGAUGGAGGCUACCUGGAUUACCUCGAGGGCCUCUUCUGCCACUUUCCCCCCAACCUCCUCCCUCUGGCCAUCACCCUCUAUGUUUUCUGGCUGCUUUACCUCUUUCUGAUCCUGGGAGUCACCGCAGCCAAGUUCUUCUGUCCUAACCUGUCAGCCAUCUCCACCAGCCUCAAGCUCACCCACAACGUGGCUGGUGUCACCUUCCUGGCCUUUGGGAACGGUGCCCCUGAUAUCUUCAGUGCGCUGGUGGCUUUCUCAGACCCUCGUACUGCCGGCCUGGCCAUCGGGGCUCUGUUUGGCGCGGGGGUGCUUGUCACCACUGUGGUAGCUGGGGGCAUCACCAUCCUACACCCCUUCACGGCCGCCUCCAGGCCCUUCCUCAGGGACAUCGCUUUUUACAUGGUGGCUGUGUUCCUGACCUUCACUGCACUCUAUCUCGGCAGGAUCACGCUGGCGUGGGCACUGGGUUACCUGGGCCUCUACAUAUUCUAUGUGGCCAUAGUCAUCCUGUGCACUUGGGUCUACCGGAGGCAUCGGAGCAGCUCUCUGGCCCACUCCAUGCCCGAGACACCAGAGAUACUGUCUGAUUCAGAGGAGGACCGGGUAUCUUCCAACACCAACAGCUAUGACUACGGAGAUGAAUACCGGCCUCUGUUGCUGGGUCAGGAGACCACUGCCCAGAUCUUGAUCCAAGCCCUGAAUCCCUUGGACUACAGGAAGUGGAGGACCCAGACGAUGGCCUUCAGGCUCCUGAAGGUAGUCAAGUUGCCUGUGGAGUUUUUGCUGCUGCUCACAGUACCGGUCGUGGACCCUGACAAGGAGGAUCGGAAUUGGAAGCGGCCACUCAACUGUCUGCAUCUGGUCAUCAGCCCCCUGGUCCUGGUCCUGACCCUUCAGUCAGGUGUCUAUGGCCUCUAUGAGAUCGAAGGCCUCCUUCCCAUCUGGGCUGUGGUGGUGAUCGUGGGCACAGCCCUGGCUUCGGUGACCUUCUUUGCCACGUCUAACAGAGAACCUCCUAGACUGCACUGGCUCUUCGCUUUUCUGGGCUUCCUGACCAGUGCCCUGUGGAUCAACGCAGCUGCCACUGAGGUGGUGAACAUCUUGAGGUCCCUGGGCGUGGUCUUCCGCCUGAGCAACACUGUCCUAGGGCUCACCCUCCUGGCCUGGGGGAACAGCAUUGGAGAUGUGUUCUCAGAUUUCACACUGGCCCGCCAAGGCUACCCUCGGAUGGCAUUCUCCGCCUGUUUUGGUGGCAUCAUCUUCAACAUCCUGGUGGGUGUAGGGUUGGGCUGCCUGCUGCAGAUCGCCCGGAACCAUGCUGCGGAGGUGAAGCUGGAGCCAGAUGGACUACUGGUGUGGGUGCUGGCCAGCGCCCUGGGGCUCAGCCUGGUCUUCUCCCUGGUCUCUGUCCCGCUUCAGUGUUUCCAACUCAGCAAGGCGUACGGCUUCUGCCUGCUCCUCUUCUACGUCAGCUUCCUUGUCGUGGUCCUGCUCACAGAAUUUGGGGUGAUUCACUUGAAGAGGGUCUGACUGAAGCUGCUGGGCCUGGUGGUUUAGGCGUGAUUUCCCCCUAGCUUCCUGAGGAGAGAUCUGGAGCUCCAAGAAGGUGGCAUAUCACUGCGAGAGCAAAGAUCCCAACAGCCUUAGUGUGGGGAUCUGGAGGCUGGCUUUGCUGGCGACAAUCUGGUGGAAACGACAGGAGUUUGAGUGGCUGCAGAGGCUCUGGGGAGGGCAUCCUGCGAGCCCCAUCGCUGCCGGCCUUUGGGCAGCCCUGGGCUUCCCUCGUAGGCUCUCCCACUGUCCAGUGUCAGCCGAGUCCCACACUAGUAGCACUGGCUGAACAGACUCAACACCUGGAAACCACACCGGUUUCUUGGCCUCCGAGUCAGUACGACUAAAGGAAAUAGGUCAAGUGAACGGUAGUGCACGUACUGACAUGGGUGGCCCCCAACCACUUGGGCCCUGCCCUGUCCAGUGACUGGCUGCCACAUUGGAUCUAGACUCUGCUCGAACUGUGAAUUCAGGACUCUGGCUCCCCAGUCUACAGAACAGGAGCCAGCCUGGGUCCUGUGCCUACCUCAAGGGGAGCCAGGGGAGUGCUCCCCUCCCCCCCCUCGACAUUACAAGGGCUGUGACCAGCCUUUUAAAAAUGCUACUCAUUCUCUGACUGCCUUCAGCUGUAACUAGAUUUGACUUUUUUUUUUCUAAAAAAUAUAAAAGACGAGCUAUUUCAAGUGUA
Psammomys obesus (fat sand rat) is the source of this 2642-nucleotide messenger RNA. RefSeq names its product solute carrier family 8 member B1 (gene Slc8b1). Gene Ontology annotation, biological process: intracellular calcium ion homeostasis; calcium export from the mitochondrion. Gene Ontology annotation, molecular function: calcium:sodium antiporter activity. Gene Ontology annotation, cellular component: membrane. The record is from RefSeq and is a predicted model, not a curated record. The transcript has 16 exons. Bases 176 to 1933 code for a protein of 585 amino acids. NCBI's taxonomy places the organism in Eukaryota, Metazoa, Chordata, Mammalia, Rodentia, Muridae.